Molecule: messenger RNA, 7582 nt
Organism: Xenopus tropicalis (tropical clawed frog)
Lineage: Eukaryota; Metazoa; Chordata; Amphibia; Anura; Pipidae
Gene: atp10d
Product: ATPase, class V, type 10D
Exons: 23
Coding region: 237-4358 (1373 amino acids)
Biological process (GO): lipid translocation; phospholipid transport
Cellular component (GO): membrane
Molecular function (GO): ATP hydrolysis activity; nucleotide binding; ATPase-coupled intramembrane lipid carrier activity
Source: RefSeq, a predicted model, not a curated record
UGCGUUCGUCACUGAAGCCUGCCCUCUGAUUGGCUGGGACGCGCCUCCCUAAACCGCACAGCGCCGGCUGUUUGCCUGAGAGUAGGACUUCCUCCCGUAACCCGGCUCCGGCGGGCAGCUGUGCGGGGCCAUGAGAGACCGCUGCUCCAGCCUGUGACCUGUACCCGGGAUCCACCUGCAGCCGGAGAGCCGCAUUGUGAUGAAAACAGAAGAAUUUCAGUGCCAACUGAGUCGCUAUGGCAGAUCCUUUCCAGUGGGUACGUUACAGAUGGCAGCGUUUUAUGUCUGGAGAUAGCAGGAACAGAGACCUAGAAGAUUCCUCAACAUCAAGGAAGUUACUGGGAUUUAAUAAAAGUAAUGGCACCUCAUCAAAUUCUACCAAACACAGGGUUGUUAUCCCAUGCUUGGGCCAGUUUAAGGAAGAGUAUGAGAAGUUAACCAAAGCCUACAAGAACAAUCGAAUACAGACUACCAAAUACACUCUGCUUAACUUCAUUCCGAGAAACUUAUUUGAGCAGUUUCAUAGAGCGGCCAACCUGUACUUCCUCUUCUUGGUCUUUCUCAAUUGGGUACCACUGGUGGAAGCCUUCCAAAAGGAGAUAACCAUGUUACCACUUGUAGCGGUCUUGACAAUUAUUGCCAUCAAAGAUGGCCUUGAAGAUUAUAGAAAAUACAAACUGGAUAAGGUCAUCAAUAACAUAGUAACACAAGUUUAUUGUAGGAAAGAGAAGAAAUAUAAGGAGAGUUGUUGGAAAGAUGUGAAUGUGGGCCAUUUUAUCCGUCUUCAGUGUGAUGAGAUUAUUCCUGCCGACAUGGUUCUGUUGCAUUCUUCUGACCCUGAUGGUAUCUGCCAUAUUGAGACUUCCAGUCUGGAUGGGGAAACAAACUUGAAACAGAGACAAGUGGUGAAAGGGUAUUCCAUGGAUGAUGAGUUUGAUCCUGAAAAAUUUUCUGGCAGAAUUCAGUGUGAAAAUCCAACCAGCGACAUUAGCAGCUUUAAGGGAUUUCUUGAUCAUCCAAACAAAGAAAAAAUCGGGCUGAGUAAGCAGAAUCUGCUCUUGCGGGGAUGCAUUGUCCGGAAUACAGAGGCUGUAGUUGGAAUCGUUGUAUAUGCAGGCCAUGAGACUAAAGCCAUGCUGAACAAUAGCGGGCCUCGCUAUAAGCGCAGCAGGCUGGAAAGGCGACUGAAUACUGACAUACUGUGGUCUGUGCUGCUGUUGAUAGCCAUGUGUUUGUUUGGAGCCAUCGGCCAUGGACUCUGGUUGGCUGGGUUUCCUGAAUCACCUAUAUUUAGCAUUCCAGAACCUGGCGGACAGCACACAUCUCCAGCUCUGGCAGGCUUUUAUAUGUUUUGGACAAUGAUUAUACUGCUGCAGGUUCUCAUACCCAUUUCGCUCUAUGUCUCUAUUGAGAUUGUUAAACUGGGCCAGAUCUAUUUUAUCCAGAAUGACUCUGAAUUCUACUGUGAGAAAUCUGACUCUAUGAUAGAGUGCAGGGCACUGAAUAUUGCAGAAGACCUUGGGCAAGUCCAAUACAUUUUUUCUGACAAAACGGGCACACUUACUGAAAACAAAAUGGUGUUUCGAAGAUGCAGCAUCGCUGGGAUGGAGUAUUCCCAUGAAGCCAAUGCCAGGAGACUGGAGUCCUAUCAAGAAUCUGACAUGCAUGGGAGUAAUUUAUGCCAUGUUACAUGUAUCUCCCAAAGCAGUGUGUGUAAGAGCAAAGAACAAAGAAAAGCUGCGAGUAACAAGUCCUUGAACAAUUUUGCCCAGGGAGAAGAUAAUGACGGAGCCAGCCAUCCCCCUAACCCCAGACAUGUGGCUUUCAGCAGCCCUAUGGAAAAGGAUGUUGUGCCAGACCCACGUCUCUUGAGUAAAUUUGACCAGAUCAACCCUAAAUCUUUAUAUAUGUCUGAAGAAGCUGAAGAUACGGCAUUGGAAACAUCUUACAUUGUUGAUUUCUUUCUUGCUUUGGCAAUCUGUAAUACCGUAGUGGUGUCUCUGCCCAAUCAGCCUCGCCAAAAGGUAAGAAUGCCAUCCAUGGUCCGAACACCAAUGAAAUCCUUGGAAGAGAUUAAGCAGAUGUUUCAGAGGUUCUCUGUCCGUAAACUGAGUGCCAGUUCAUUUACAAGUGGAAAAGAUUGCCCAUCAGAAAAUGGCAGUAACUUUGGGAGCAAACUAUCUUUUUUUACCAGAGGGAAGCUGGCUUCACCUACUGCUGAAUUAGCUGACAAAAGUAUUAAUGAUCUGCAGGCUGCAGGUAGCCUGAAUUCAACUGCCGAACUGGAGCCAGAGGUUCUAGAGCAAUCGAACUUUGUAACUGCUUGCGAUGAACUUGACAAAGCAGCUGCCUGUGAGCUGUGCUACGAGGCAGAAUCUCCUGAUGAGGCGGCGCUUGUCCAUGCUGCCAGAGCUUACAAUUGCACGCUACAGUCUCGAACCCCUGAUCAGGUCACAGUGGAGCUGGGCUUUAUUGGACCUCUAACAUUUCAAGUUUUGCACAUUUUACCCUUUGACUCUGUGAGGAAAAGAAUGUCUGUUAUAAUUCGCCAUCCUUUGACCAAUAAGGUGGUGGUGUACACAAAAGGAGCAGACUCUGCUAUAAUGGAUUUGAUAGCAAUGACAUCUGAAGAUAAUAAAGCAGCAAUGGUGAAGAAAAAUAUCCAAAUGCUAACACAAAAACAUUUAGAUGAUUAUGCCAAAGGAGGACUUCGCACUUUAUGUAUUGCUAAAAAGGUGAUGACCGAUUCUGAAUAUGCAGAAUGGCUGCAGUCACAUUUUUUGGCAGAAACCAGUAUUGAUAAUCGGGAAGAGAUGCUGUAUGAGUCUGCAGUAAGACUGGAGACUAAACUAACCCUGCUUGGUGCCACAGGAAUAGAAGAUCGCCUGCAGGAAGGUGUCCCCGAUACCAUAGAGUCAUUACGAAAAGCAGGAAUAAAUAUCUGGAUGCUUACAGGAGAUAAGGAAGAAACUGCAGUGAACAUAGCCUAUGCCUGCAGGCUGCUUGAGCACAGCGACAAGUUAUUUAACCUUAGCAAACAUGAAAAGGAAUCCUGUGAGACUUUGAUGAACAUCAUGAUAGAUGAAAUUGACUCCCUGGGGAAGCCAAAUGCAUUUUCCAGUGGCCAGCAGGAUAAGUCGGGGCUGCACUUUGGCUUGGUGAUUGAUGGGGGGACCCUGGAGAUUGCUAUGCAUGAAAGCCUACAGAGUAAAUUUCUCCAGCUCACCGAGAGAUGCCGGGCUGUUAUCUGCUGUAGAGCGACACCUCUGCAAAAGAGCAAGGUGGUUAAACUGGUCCGGAAUAACCUGCAAGUGAUGGCCCUGGCUAUUGGUGACGGCGCCAAUGAUGUUAGCAUGAUUCAGGUGGCAGACAUCGGCGUGGGCAUAUCUGGGCAAGAAGGCAUGCAGGCAGUGAUGUCAAGUGAUUUUGCGGUCUCUCAUUUCAAACACCUGCGAAAGCUGCUCCUGGUUCAUGGGCACUGGUGUUACACACGGCUGGCCAACAUGAUCCUUUACUUCUUCUACAAGAACUUGAUGUUUGUGAAUCUCUUGUUCUGGUACCAGUUUUUCUGUGGUUUCUCUGGAACAGCAAUGACAGAUUUUUGGAUGCUAAUAUUGUUCAACCUGCUCUUCACUUCAGUGCCACCGAUUAUAUAUGGUAUUCUUGAUAAAGACGUUUCUGCGGAGACCCUUACAGCACUGCCAGAGCUGUAUAAAUCUGGGCAAACAUCACAGGCUUAUCGCUCAUCGACAUUUUGGGUUACCAUUCUGGAUGCAUUUUACCAAAGCUUGGCAUGCUUCUUCAUUCCAUACUUUGCUUACAUCGGCUCUGAUUUGGGCAUCUAUUCCUUUGGCAACUUCCUGAUAACUUCAGCACUUUUUGUGGUCCUAUUACACCUCCUAAUUGAGAGUAAAAGCUUGACAUGGAUUCACUGGAUAGUGAUGGGCGCCAGCAUAGCAGCCUACUUUGCCUUUUCACUGGCAUUCGGAGCAGUUUGUAUCAAUUGCAACCCGCCUGCUAACCCAUAUUGGAUUGUGCAGAACCAUGUCAGGGAUCCUGCCUUCUAUCUUGUUUGUCUUUUAUCCAUUUUUAUUGCAUUACUUCCAAGGUAUGUAUGCAGGAUAUUUCAAGGAACAGUCUUUCCAACACCACAGCUGCUAGCCAAAAAGCUGGACGUCAUGUCACCAGAGGAACGCUCCCGUGCCCUUAAGCGUUGGAGGGGGGGACAGUCACUUAAGGGCAGAAAAGCUUCACAGCACCUAGAGCCAGCAGGAGGCAGUGUAACUACUAAAGAAGAAGCUACUUGCAUGCUCCCCGGAAAACAAGCAUCCUUCUCUCCGGAAUAUGUUGAAGUGUGAGAGCAACAAACUAUUAAUGCUGGCCAGACAAAUGGGCAGGGUUAUCACAGCACCAGUACCAUCUCCCUGCUCACUUUCUGUUUCCAGGAGUUCAGGAACUAUAUAAAAUAACUGAUGCAGUUGGUGGGGGGGGGGGUUAUAGAAUAACAAAUGCCAUUUAGCUUAGUCUGUUUUACAGGCAAGUGCUAUUUGGUACCAGGGCAGUCACUGCAUUUUAUACAGGUCCAUAUUUUACUGUGACCAGUGCUGCUCGUUAUUCAGUGUUUAAGAGGCUUUAGAGACAUGUAGCCCAAACCCAGUGCAGGUCAUUAGGAUUUUGUUUCUGUUUUUAGGAAUCUAGUUAUUUCUAUACAAGUGUUUUUGCCUUUUUAAUUCUUCAAAAACUUUGCAGUGUUAAUUACUCUCCGGAGGAUUUUUACCUGCUGAUUAACAGUAUUAGCUCUUUUUUUUUUUUUUUUUUUUUUUUAAUUACUGCAAAAGUUGGACACUAUGCUACUUCCAACAAGAUUUUUAUGGCCCCAGACUUUGCAAAAAAAAGAAGCCAUAGAAUCCUUUUUGUACAACAAGACUUAAAUGCAGUUCAGGAAAUGAUUCUGUAACAUAUCCAAUAUUACUACAUGGACUAAGAUGCACGCGAAGAUACAGCAGCCUGGGAUAAAUGAAUUAAUCUCUGCAUUUUUUAAAUUUUUUUUAUUUUUAUUUAUUUAUUUUUUUUUUAAAUCUUAAGGUGACAAGUACCUGUUGUCAUCCCAGCUCUGUCCCUUGGGGCUCAUCCAAUACUGUCAAUCACAAUACAGGGAGUUUCAGUGUCUAACCAUCUGCCAGUAAGCCCAUGAGACUGCGGGGAGGCCUAGAGGGAUGUAUAAAAUGAAUUUGAUUGCAUCCGGUUUUUUUAAUUGCAUAGCAAAGGGUUUUUGCACUACAGUUUACCAGAGGAGUUACAAUCACAAGUUGGCAAGCCAUCACAAGUUUAUCCCUCUUCCUAUAAUAAGCUUUCAGUUUAAUAAGACUGAAUGGAGUUAAGGGAUCUAUUCCCUAAAUGGCACCCGUCAUUGGUUGGUUUUGCUAUGAGAGAAUACAGCUAUUAAAACCUCCCCCAGACAUAGAAGUUGCUGUCUUUCACUGUUUUUGUUUUUCCUGCUGCAAGCAAGGCGCUAAUGCUGCAAGUCCCGCACUGAUAACAGGAGAGGGUGGUUAUAUUAAGUGAUAAUUGUUAUGCAAAGGUGUCGGCUAGUUAUCGCCUCCGACUUACAGGGGACAUGGAAGCAGUUCAGCCAGAUUGCUAAACAUUACAAGGUCACACCUUUAGGCUUUGAGGCAAAGGCAGGUCAAUAUAAAUUCAAAGCAGGUCCUCUAUUACAUCCCCCUUUCAAACAUUUUACCACCUUAGCAUUCAUUUAUUGCUUUUAUGAGCAGCAUCAGACUUUGGUGUCCAGGGGCCGUUACCUCAGAGCCCCCGAGCCAAGGCUGCAGCAAACAGAGUACCCCAGUCCCAGACAGGUAGAAGGCUUGGGCAGCAGAGCCCACCAUGUUUUCUUCUUCUAGUACCCUUUCAGCCUAGCCCAGCUCUGUUUGAGUAGGAUGGAUCAUUGAUCUGUGUUUGGCACUAUAAUUUCCCUGCGGUCUCUGUAGUGGGAACACUGGAAGACAAGUAUUUGCCAGGGUUUAAAAAAACUCACUUGUCAACAAAAGUGCUCAGAUUCUAAUGAUUAAGCUAAGGAACUGCCCUCUGAGACCACUUGGGAGCAAACUAGAAGCACUGUACUGGCCUGUAUUCCAACAGCUCCUUAGCAAUUGUUAAAAGCUUGGGUGGGUUUUCAUGGCUGUGUCCUCUCCAUCGUGUAUCCACAUUUAAACACACUAUAGGGGUAAUGUAAUAACAGGUGCAAAGUUUGCUAUUGGUCUAGCAACUCAUAGUUGCCAACCAGCCAGUAGUAUUUACUGGCUGGAUGUCUAAAAUCAAGAAUGAAUGGUUGCUAUGGGUUACAAGACCUGGGCAUACUUUGUGUCUUUUUUACAUUAUACUUUUCAGGUUAAUUAAAAAUACAUUGGCCAAACUGUAUUUGUGUUUGAUCUACUUACUGCAAUUUAACUUUCAAUCUAAACAUUUCCUUAUGUAUAGUGCCAAUGAUUAUAGGAACUUUAUUGCCAGUGUCGUACCUCCUACUGCAAAAACCAGUUAUUUCAAUGAAGAAUAACAAGCAAAAUCCAGGUGAAAACUGUAUUGCCAACAGCCCUGAGCUCAUACUAUAUCAGCAGUUGAUCAUUUAGGGAAUAAUGUUCCCCUCUCUAUUGUAAAAUACAAGGGCUUAUGCUUAUAUACAGGUCAUGAAACACUGGGGGGACUUCUAAUCUCAUAUUAGAAUCUCAAGAACAGGUGAUACUUUUUUUUUUUUUUUAAUACCUAAGUGUCAUGUGACAUCACUGAGCACUGAUUCUAACUUCCAUAAUCAAAUGGUAUCUAUAGAUUUUUCUAUAUACUUUACCAAACCAGAACUUAUUUCAUUGAAAUACCCGGUAAUCACUUUUUCUUUAAAUUACAUAUUUUUCCUUUUAGAAAGUGACCUUACUGGCGCCGAUUUAUUUAAAUGGAGAUAUCCCUACUAUAACUAGCAUAACUAGUGGGUGCUAGUAGGAAAAUAACAUACUACAUUCUCAGGGCUUUCAGCAAAAUAAUACUCAAUAUUUUUGGAUUGACACCUCAGUGUCCAGGGAUUAUAGAUAAUGUUUCCUUACUGUAUGUUGUGAUUCUUUUCUUUACUAAUACUUUAUUGCCGCAUAGUAAACUCCCCCGGGACACAAUUCCACUGUCUUUUUAAGAUUAGUUUUCGGUUUUAUCAGAAUUCUGUAGUUAGAUAUACUGCACUUAUGACCCCCCCCCGGGCAUGGCAAAGGCAUUUCAAGGUGCAGAGCUGUUCUAAUGAAAUGUAUUUGACUCUCACACUCCGUAUCCUCAUACUGUACUGUAAGCAAUCGCAUUGUCUGAGCGUGGCCUCACAUUCUGGUAAUGUAUGGGUGUGUGCGACUAGUGACGUGUAUGGCAAACAGUGUUUCCAGUGCCACCCAAACUCCUAGGAAAAAUGCACCUUACCUUUUUAAGCAAGUUGUGUUGUUUUUAUAAAGAAAUCUUUUUUUAUACUCAUUCUGUUUAUAUGUUCACAUUUAAGUGCUUGUAUGCAUAAUAUUUAUUACUGAGAAAUCCAAAUAAAUUAGUUUGCUGUAUA